AUGCGAUUGGGACGUAUUGCGCAAAUGUCUACUGGUAAUUAUGCCCAGCGGGUGAACCGCAAACAUGGAAUUCUCUUCACAGCUGGUCCACUUUGCACCUCAGCCUCUGUUCGUGCGGCCCAAAUGGACGAUUACGGCAGUCGUGAUAACGAUUUUCUCCAAUCCGUGGCUGAACUCCGACGGGAUGUAUUGAAGAUCGCCGCUGCUCCCGAGAAGGACUGGGCGUGUGUGCCGAUGCAGGGAAGUGGUACGAUGGGGAUUGAGGCGGUGAUUAACAGUAUUAUAUCUCCACAAGAGACUGGGGCUUUUUUGGUUUUGCGCAAUGGAGCCUAUUCCUAUCGAAUGGCAUCUAUUGUAAAGAAACGUGGAGGGGCGAAAUUAAUGACAUUUGAUUGGGAAGAAGGUGUAGAUAUGAAUCUUGCCGCAUUUGAGGCUCAACUUCGUGAGUUCUCUGGUCCACUCACAGCCGUGGGUGUGGUUCAUAGUGAAACCAGUACGGGAAUGUUUAAUCCUAUUCAUGAGAUUAGUGAUAUGGUUCGCCGUUAUCGUCCAGAAGCGACAAUUCUCAUGGAUGCGAUGAGUUCAUUUGGGGCGGUGGAUUUCCAUGUUCCUGAUGUCUGUGAUGUAUUGGUCACUUCUGCAAAUAAAUGUAUUCAAGGUGUUCCUGGUUUUUCACUAGUAGUGGCGCGUAAAUCAUUACUAGAGAAGUGUCGGGGAAACUCACCGAGUUUUACAUUAGAUAUCGUCAGUCAAUGGGAUGGACUGGAGAAGAGUGGCGGUCAAUUCAAUCAAACACCACCCGUGCAGGCAAUUGUGGCUUUUCAUCAGGCAUUGAAAGAACACGCAGCAGAAGGUGGUGUGUUGGCACGGGCCAAGCGAUAUAAAGAGAUGAAUACAUACAUUGUUAAACGCAUAACAGAGGAAUAUGGAUUUGAACUUUUUCUGGAUUAUACAAAGCCAUCCUAUGGAUAUAUUAUUACGGCUUUUAAAAGUCCACAGGUAUCUAAUUGGAAUUUUACAAAAUUUUAUGAUGGAUUAAAGGAAGAGGGAUUUGUAAUUUAUCCUGGAAAGGCAUCCUUUGCAGAUACUUUUCGUAUUGGUACUCUUGGUGAUAUUCACAUGCCAGACUGUGUGGCUCUCAUGGAUGCUGUUGGAGUGGUAUUGAAGCGAAUGAAUGUCUCACUUAAAGCUUAA
Molecule: messenger RNA, 1194 nt
Organism: Trypanosoma theileri
Lineage: Eukaryota; Euglenozoa; Kinetoplastea; Trypanosomatida; Trypanosomatidae
Product: putative 2-aminoethylphosphonate:pyruvateaminotransferase- likeprotein,putative
Exons: 1
Coding region: 1-1194 (397 amino acids)
Biological process (GO): organic phosphonate catabolic process
Molecular function (GO): 2-aminoethylphosphonate:pyruvate transaminase activity
Source: RefSeq, a predicted model, not a curated record